Messenger RNA from Otolemur garnettii (small-eared galago), 3228 nucleotides. It is a transcript of the gene RADIL, whose product is annotated as Rap associating with DIL domain. The transcript has 14 exons. Gene Ontology annotation, molecular function: GTPase binding. Lineage: Eukaryota; Metazoa; Chordata; Mammalia; Primates; Galagidae. The record is from RefSeq and is a predicted model, not a curated record. Gene Ontology annotation, biological process: substrate adhesion-dependent cell spreading; neural crest cell migration; signal transduction. Gene Ontology annotation, cellular component: microtubule.
GAAGGCCUACCCACCAUGUUUUAUGGGACUCACUUCAUCAUGUCUCCACCCGCCAAGGGCAAGUUGAAGCGGCAAGGCCAGCUGUUGUCCAGUGUGCUGUCCAGGACUUUGAGCUACAAGCACCGGGACCUGGACCCCGCAUUCUCCAGCCUGGGUGCCAGCGAUGACCCCUCUGAGCUUUCCACCCAGCUCUCAGCCCCAGGGGUCCUGAAGGUGUUUGGGGACAGUGUUUGUACAGGUACCCACUACAAGAGCGUCUUGGCCACUGGCACCUCCAGUGCCCAGGAGCUGGUGAAGGAGGCACUAGAGCGAUAUGCCCUGGAUCCCACACAUGCCAGCCAGUAUGUGCUGUGCGAUGUGGUGGGCCAAGCUGCAGAUGCUGGGCAGCGGUGGCAGGCCCAGUGCUUUCGAGUAUUUGGGGAUAAUGAGAAGCCUCUCUUGAUUCAAGAGUUGUGGAAACCCCGAGAAGGCUUAUCACGGAGGUUUGAGCUGAGAAAGAGAUCAGACGUGGAAGAGCUGGCAGCCAAGGACGUGGACACCACCACAGCAGGAAUAAAUGCCCAAGCCCGGAGGCUGCAGCGGAGUCGUGCCAAGGGAACCCGGGCCCUGGGCCCAGAAGGUGCCCAGAGCUCCUUUCCAUCCCGGCUUCGCCGCACAGUCAGUGAGACCAGCCUGAGCUCAGCCACCACCCUGCCCGACGCCGCCCCGGGCCCCGAGGAGCUCAGUCAGGACACCAUGCGCUUCUCACUAUACCAGUCCCCACACCUGCUCCUCCUGCAGGGUUACAGCCAGCAGCACGACAGCCUGGUGUACGUGCUCAACCGGGACCGGCACACGGUGGGCCAGCGGACCCCUGCUAGCAAGCCCAGCAUCAGCCUUUCGGCCCCUGACAUCCUGCCCCUGCACUGCACCAUCCGCCGGCUCCAGCUAGCGGGCAGCCAGGCGGGGGACAGGCUGGUCCUGGAGCCCAUCCCUGGGGCACCCGUCUCGGUCAAUUUCUCAGAGGUGGGGCUGAGGACAGUGGUGCUGCGCCACGGGGACCUGCUCUCUCUGGGCCUCUACUACCUGCUGCUGUUCAAGGACCCAGCGCAGGCCCAGCCCCUGCCCACCCAUGCCCUGGCCUGCCUGCAGGCUGUGCCACAGAGUUGUCGCAUGUGUGGUGCCGUGCUCAGCACCUGGGGCACUGCCCACUCUGCGCCGGCCACCCUGUCCCGGCGACGGCAGCUGGUACUGGAGUUUGAGCCUGACCUGGAGGACACGCUACUGCAGAGGAUCAUGACACUGAUCGAGCCAGGAGGUGACGACCAUAAGCUCACCCCUGCCUUCCUCCUCUGCCUCUGCAUCCAGCACUCAGCCACCCACUUCGAGCCUGGCACAUUUGGGCAGCUCCUGCUCAAGAUAGCCAAGAGGAUCCGCGAGACAGUCUGGGAGAAAACCAAAGAAUUAGCAGAGAAGCAGGCACAAUUCCAGGAGCCCAUCUCCUCGGCCAGCUUUACCAUGGCUGACCUAGUUCCAGACCUGCAGCACAUUCUUUUCUGGAUGUCUAACUGCAUCGAGCUCCUGUACUUUAUCCAGCAGAAAUGCCCACUCUACAUGCAGAGCAUGGAGGAGCAGCUGGACAUCACAGGAUCCAAGGAGUCGCUGUUCUCCUGCACGCUGACAGCCAGCGAGGAGGCCAUGGCCAUGCUAGAGGAGGUGGUGCUGUAUGCCUUCCAGCAGUGCGUCUACUACAUCUCCAAGUCCCUGUACGUCUGCCUCCCAGCCCUUCUGGAAUGCCCCCCAUUCCAAACAGAAUGCAGGGAGAGCUGGAGCUCUGCCCUUGAGCUGCCUGAGGAGCUACGCCGCGUCGUGUCCGUGUAUCAGGUGGCCCUGGACCUCCUGCGGCAGUUGCAGGUGCACCCUGAGGUGGCCUCACAGAUGCUCUCCUACCUUUUCUUCUUCUCCGGCACUCUGCUCCUCAACCAGCUCCUCGACAGGGGCCCCUCCUUGAGCUGCUUUCACUGGCCCAGAGGAGUCCAGGCCUCUGCCCGCCUGCAACAGCUCCUGGAGUGGACCAGGAACACUGGCUUCGAGGAGGCUGGACAGCACUUCUUCCGGAAGCUCUCCUGUACCCUCAACCUGCUGGCCACUCCCAGGGCCCAACUUGUGCAGAUGAGUUGGGCAGCUCUGCGGGCUGCCUUCCCUGCCCUGAGCCCAGCACAGCUGCACCGGCUGCUGACUCAGUACCAGCUGGCCUCGGCCAUGGGCCCCAUGAGUGCCUGGGAGCCAGGGGCCCGGGAAAGCCCUGCUGCCUUCAAGUCAGAGGAUGUCCUGGAGUCCUAUGAAAACCCCCCACCCAUCGUUCUGCCGAGUGAGGGCUUCCAGGUGGACUUAGAAGCCGACUGCCUGGAUGAUAGCAUCUAUCAGCACCUGCUCUACAUCCGCCACUUCCUAUGGAGCCUGCGAAGCAAGGCCAGCCCUAGCAGCGGGCCUGCCCAGCCAGAGGGCCCUGAGGGUGCAGACCACACCAGCCCGGAGGCUUCUAGGGACCCAGGCAAGGCAGCCCGAGAAGCUGUCCCAUCAUGUUCUCUUCCUUUGGCGGGGGCUCCCUGGGUACCAGAACUCCCUAGAAGGCAGCCCAGCCGUGGGGGCCGAGGGGGCUCCCAGGCUGGGCCCCUGCACACUGACUCGUCAUGCCUGCUCACGCCUCCCAGCACCCCCAUUGGCCUUGAACCUGGGGACCCUGGCUGCCCAGAUCCCAGCAGCACCUGUGGAAAGGCACUCCCGGAAGGGCAGAGGAACGGGCCAAGCAGCCCCUGGGGCGUAGCUCCAGAUGGUGAGGACUCUCAAGCUCAGGCCUGAGACCCCGUGGCCCCCUCCAGCCACAGCUCCAGCACAGAGGACUUCUGCUACAUCUUCGAGGUGGAGCUGGAGCGAGGCCCCUCAGGGCUGGGGAUGGGCCUGAUCGACGGGAUGCACACGCCCCUGGGCACCCCAGGGCUCUACAUCCAGACCCUGCUUCCGGGCAGCCCUGCCGCGUCUGAUGGGCGGCUGUCGCUGGGAGACCGCAUCCUGGAGGUCAACGGCAGCCACCUGGCAGGGGUCAGCUACCUGAGAGCUGUGGAUCUGAUCCGACAUGGGGGGAAGAAGAUGCGGUUCCUGGUUGCCAAGUCUGAUGUGGAAACAGCCAAGAAGAUCCACUUCCGCACACCCCUGCCCUAGAGAGGGGCUGGCAGGAUGCCCUACAUA